Messenger RNA from Nicotiana attenuata, 933 nucleotides. RefSeq lists its product as uncharacterized. The transcript has 4 exons. Bases 1 to 933 code for a protein of 310 amino acids. The record is from RefSeq and is a predicted model, not a curated record. NCBI's taxonomy places the organism in Eukaryota, Viridiplantae, Streptophyta, Magnoliopsida, Solanales, Solanaceae.
AUGAUAUUGGAGAAGCUGGAAGGUAGCUUUACUGAUGAAUAUAAUAAACUUGAUGCCUAUGCCAAUGCCAUAAAGAAGAGUAAUGUAGGAAGCGAUAUCAUUAAUAAUAUUUCUAAAGAUGCCCUUGCGGAAGGCAAAAAAAUAUUUUUGAGGAUGUAUAUUUGCUUUGAAGCAAUGAAGAAGGGGUUUAAGGGAGGGUUAAGAACUUUUGUUGUCUUGGAUGAGACCUUUUUGGAAGAAAAAGCCAAAGGUGAACUCUUAGUUGCUGUAGCUCAAAAUGCUAUGAACCACUUUUAUCCAUUUGCUUGGACUGUUAAGUCUUUAGACCUCAAGAAUGGAGAGGGGGUCACAUUUAUAUCAGACAUGCAAAAGGGUCUACUUGAUGCAAUCCAAUCUAUCUUACCCGAUACCCACUAUAGAUACUGUGUAAGACACACAGUAUCCAAUUGGAGCAAAGAGGGACAUGGGUAUGGAGAAAGGACAAAGCUGGUUUGGUGGUGUGCAUGGAGAAGCUAUGAGGAGGAAUUAAAUGAUCAUUUGAAGACAUUGGGGGAGAUAUCUGAGGAAGGGGUGAAGGAUUUACUGCACUAUCCUGUCAAGUGUUGGUGCAGGACUUACUUUGAUACAGUGUUCAAGAACCAGAAGGUAGAAAACAACCUAAAUGAGUCCUUCAACUCUUGGAUCUUAGAUGCUAGACACAAGCUAAUAAUUGGGAUGCUUCAAGAAAUAAGAAUAAAGGUGAUGAAUAUAUUGAGUAAAAAAGAAUCUAAUGUAAUGACAUGGCCUACUCAACGGAUUCCACAAGAAAUAGAGUUAUACAAUGAAUACUUGCGGAUUCCUCACAAGUGUACAAUUGAUUUCCAUGGUGAGUAUGGGUAUGAGUUUUCAAAGGAUGGAGAAUAUGGACAGGCAACGAAGGGUGAUCAACAAUAG